Molecule: messenger RNA, 834 nt
Organism: Chironomus riparius
Lineage: Eukaryota; Metazoa; Arthropoda; Insecta; Diptera; Chironomidae
Source: the annotation of a GenBank genome assembly
AUGAAUUUUGGAAAAAAAAUGGUGUUAGUUGAUUAUGAUGAAGCCAAAAAAUGUGGACUGAACUCUAAAGGAUGUCAUGAUGUAUUCGAUAUUAAGGGUUCAAAGAUGAUUUCUAGUAUUCACGAUAGCAGUACUGAUCCUAAAACAGCGUUUAAUAAAAAAUCUGAAGAAAUUUUGCAUCAGUCAUAUUUGAGUGAUGAUGAGAAAGUGCAGCAGUUUAAUAAUUUAUUGACUCAGUAUUUAAGCCAUACAGAGAGCGAAAAAAUCCGCAAGAAGCGAGAACUUGAAGAAACAGGAGCAAUUGUAAAGAAAAUUUUGGCUACGGAAUCACCAGGGAGUGAGGAACCUCCAAAACAAUUUAAAGCACACAAAAGUCAACUUUUUCUCAUGAAUAGUCUGCCUAGUGAGGCUCAAAAAAUAAGAUUUGAAGAUAAUAUAAAUCCUGUUAAUUUUCCGGAAUAUUCAGGACAGAGUGUCAACCGUAAGAGACCAGAAUUACCUCAAUCGCCAGCAGGGACUUCUCAAAAUAACACUGUUUUAGGACAAGUUCUGUUGUUAAAUGAGAAAUUAAAAAUUCUGGAAGCUAAAUUGACACCUAAACCGAAUAACUCUACAGAUAAAAAAAAAGCCUUGGAGAAGAUUGUUCCUAUGGAAAUAUCUUUUUCAGCAGAUACCCCUAGAGGCCCACGAAAAGCGAUAAAACGGAAAUUAAUAACUGAUUCGACCCCCAAACCCUCCCGAAAAACAAAUAGAAAGAAUCCACACCCAAGAGGGCAUGAAGUAAUCAAGAAAUGGCAAACAAAGUCACGCAUGGAGCUGAUGGAACUACAUUAA